Messenger RNA from Anopheles coluzzii, 1363 nucleotides. It is a transcript of the gene Ppt1, whose product is annotated as palmitoyl-protein thioesterase 1. Lineage: Eukaryota; Metazoa; Arthropoda; Insecta; Diptera; Culicidae. Gene Ontology annotation, molecular function: palmitoyl-(protein) hydrolase activity. The coding region runs from base 348 to 1265 and encodes 305 amino acids. Gene Ontology annotation, biological process: protein depalmitoylation; receptor-mediated endocytosis. The transcript is spliced from 5 exons. The record is from RefSeq and is a predicted model, not a curated record. Gene Ontology annotation, cellular component: lysosome.
GGCGGGAUGUCUGGUUGCACGGUAACGUGUGUUUACGGCUUUAUAAAAACAAAGAUCGUAUAAGUGACAUCUAUUCAGUUUAAUGGUAUGAAGCGGAUCGGUCCGAAGAACAUUGUUGUAGUUGUUGGAUUAGUUUAGAGAGUCUUUGGCUCCAGCGGAGUUCUUUAGCCUCUAGGCCCGCAGAACAUAUUUACUUAAAGCAACUAUUUAGUGUCUAGUGUGGUAUAGUUUAGAAGAGCUCUUUCUUAUUCAUCCGUGAUUUUAAAAUUCAUGAAAAUCUAAUUAAAAGUAAACUAAUAACAAACGUUGAUAAGACAAACACCAAGUUCAUUUUGGUCUCACAAUUGAUGUGUGACUGCAUAAACAUGCGACAUACUAGAUUUGAAGUGGUUAUUUUCUACUUCAUUGCACUCACAACAAAAGUGCAAGUUUCUAGUGAGAAAUUACCUAUUGUUUUGUGGCACGGCAUGGGUGAUACAUGUUGCUUUCCGUUCAGUUUGGGCGGUGUGACAAAAUUUCUAGAAUCUGAAAUCAAUGUUUACGUAAAAUCGAUUGAAAUCGGAAAUUCUAUAACUGAAGAUUUUAAAAGUGGUUACUUAAUUCAUCCCAAUCAACAGGUCAAUAUGGUUUGUGAAGAUCUAAGCACGGAUGCUCAAUUGAAGGGUGGAUUCAAUGCUAUUGGAUUUUCUCAGGGAAGUCAGUUUUUGCGAGCACUGGUGCAAAGAUGUUCAACUCUACGCAUACAUAAUUUGAUUACAUUGGGUGGUCAACAUCAGGGGGUUUUUGGAUUACCAAACUGUCCUUCAAUAAGCAGUCGAACAUGUGAACGGUUUCGGCUGCUUCUAAACUAUGCCGCAUAUACAGAUUUGAUGCAAAAUUUUCUCGUUCAAGCCACGUAUUGGCAUGAUCCGCUGAAUGAAAGUAAAUACAGAACUUCUAGCACAUUUUUAGCGGAUAUUAAUAACGAGCAGUUCAUCAACAAAACCUAUGUGAAAAAUUUACAAAAAUUGAAUAAAUUUGUAAUGGUUCAAUUUAAUAAUGAUAGCAUAGUUCAACCAUUACAAACCCAAUGGUUUGGUUAUUACAAACCUGGACAGGAUAAAGAAAUACAGGGCCUCAAGGAAACCAAUAUCUAUAUCGAGGAUCGACUUGGUCUAAAAAAGAUGGACGAUCAAAAUAAAAUCGUAUUUCUCGAGUGUGAGGGCAAUCAUCUUCAAUUUACGAAAGAAUGGUUUAGAGAAAAUCUCUUUAGUUAUUUGAAAUAACUGAAUCAUGAGUAGGAUUUCAAUGCUGAAUAUAUCUGAAAGCGAAUUUGUAGAAUGUAUCGUAUACAAAUAAAAUACUUCAGCUAUAAUCUGUUAAA